GACUUUUCGUUCGAAAAUAGAAUCGUACAUGUAAACUGACUAUGGCCCUAAAGUACUGUGUUGUGUGAAAUUUGUGUGGGUUUGCAAUGUCGGAUAUUGGCAGUGGAGACGAAGGGAUUCCCAGCCAGAAAUACCAUGGCCAGGGAAUGGAUGCAGGAGGAGCGGAUUUUGAUUCAGGUCAGCAAACUGAGAUAGAACUUGCAACAAAAAUGUUGCAAAUUCAAGCCAAGCGUUUCUAUCUUGAUGUGAAACAUAAUCGCAGAGGCAGGUUUAUAAAAGUUGCUGAGAUUGGUGCUGAUGGACGUCGCAGCCAAGUAUAUUUAGCUUUGUCAACAGCCGCUGAGUUUAGAGAUCAUUUAUCAACUUUUAGUGAUUACUAUGCAUCCUUAGGUCCGCCCAACCCAGAGAAUGUUCCAGAAGACGGUAAGCUUAAGUCAGAGAUGAUGAUAAAAGAUAAUCGUCGUUAUUAUCUUGAUCUCAAAGAAAAUUCCAGAGGGCGAUUUUUACGGGUAUCACAAACCAUAACUCGUGGCGGGCCACGCUCUCAAAUUGCGAUUCCAGCUCAGGGAAUGAUAGAAUUUCGGGAUGCACUAACAGAUUUGCUAGAAGAGUUUGGAACGGAUGAUGGAGGAUAUAAAGGAGAACUUCCUGAAGGGCGUCACAUGCGAGUGGAUAACAAAAACUUCUACUUUGACAUUGGCCAAAAUAAUCGCGGAAUUUAUAUGCGCAUUAGCGAGGUAAAAAGCAACUUUCGUACAGCCAUAACGGUCCCCGAAAAAUGCUGGUCAAGAUUCAGGGACAUACUGGCAGAUUAUUGCGAUAAAAUGAAACAUUCUGGUGAAGCUACCACCACAGAGAUGGUUAAUGUAGAACAACAAUCCUCCAGUCUAAAAUAAGGCUUGUGAUCUUUUUAUUUUUAUGUUUUAAAUGAUUAUUAGUGUUAACAUCUACUAUAAAUGACAAGACAUCGAUGAUGUAGAAAAAUUAUAAGCUUUUGUAUAUACUACAUAUGAUGUAGUGGUAUAAACUGGUGAUAUUAAAUUAUAAUACAUAAUCGAUUUGAAUGUCAUGAAAGUAUUAAAGUUGAUUACAAACAAAUAUAUGAUGACUCAUUGGACACUAAUAAUUAUGAAAAAAUAUUUUUCGGAAUAUCAAAAUUGGAUUUAGAACAUGCAAUUGAUAGUCUAUUGCGAUGAUUUUUGAUUUAGUAAUAAUUGCACUCAAAGUCAAACUCAUGUUGAGAAGUCAGUACUGUUGUGGAAUUAGUUGAAAAACAAAUUUAAUUUUUUGUUAACAAUUUUUAAAAUGAAUUAAUUUAAUGAUUAAAUGACGAAGUAUAAUUUUUUUUUGUGUAUGUACAACAUCUAUUGAAAGUUUUGCAUAUUGAUUUUGCUGUAAUUCAUUGUAGUCUCAGUCUUAGAAUUAACAUUUUUGUUACUUUUUUAUAGUUUAUUUUUUAUACUGAUUUUUAUUUGUAUACCAUUUGUUAAAUGAGUAAAGUAUUUUAAAUAUUGUUACGAAGUUCUGAAACUUUAUUUUUUUUAUUGAAUUAUCACAAAAAUACACAUGUGCGGUACAUACAGCAAUGACAACUCGAUUUGUAAUGAAAUAUCAAGUAUAAUUUUUCUCAUAAUUAAACAUAGACCAUGAGUUCAUCCAGUGUGUUACUAGAGAAUAUAUAAUUUAACAAAAAAAAUGUUAUGUACAAAUUUAAAUGUUCAAAAGGGCUUGUAUUGAACAGAAACUUAUGCAGUAAUGUUUUGAAUUAAUUGUAGAAAUAAUCACAAAGAAGUUCAUUCCAUUUUUGUUAUUACUAUAAAAACAGUUAACCAAACUAUAAUGAAAUUACUUUAUUUCUUAGUGGAAAGUUUAC
Molecule: messenger RNA, 1873 nt
Organism: Ctenocephalides felis (cat flea)
Lineage: Eukaryota; Metazoa; Arthropoda; Insecta; Siphonaptera; Pulicidae
Gene: Pur-alpha
Product: transcriptional activator protein Pur-beta
Exons: 8
Coding region: 87-896 (269 amino acids)
Biological process (GO): regulation of transcription by RNA polymerase II
Cellular component (GO): nucleus
Molecular function (GO): RNA polymerase II transcription regulatory region sequence-specific DNA binding; purine-rich negative regulatory element binding; DNA-binding transcription factor activity, RNA polymerase II-specific
Source: RefSeq, a predicted model, not a curated record